This is a messenger RNA of Rangifer tarandus platyrhynchus (Svalbard reindeer), 204 nucleotides long. The record is from the annotation of a GenBank genome assembly. Lineage: Eukaryota; Metazoa; Chordata; Mammalia; Artiodactyla; Cervidae.
AUGGGCAUCAUGAAUUCAUUCGUGAACGACAUCUUAGAGCGCAUCGCGGGCGAGGCGUCGCGCCUGGCGCAUUACAACAAGCGCUCGACCAUCACAUCCAGGGAGAUCCAGACGGCCAUGCGCCUGCUGCUGCCCGGGGAGCUGGCCAAACACGCGGUGUCCGAGGGCACCAAGGCCGUCACCAAGUACACCAGCUCCAAGUGA